Beauveria bassiana ARSEF 2860 is the source of this 1905-nucleotide messenger RNA. Its product is annotated as putative germinal center kinases group protein. The transcript has 4 exons. The record is from RefSeq and is a predicted model, not a curated record. Gene Ontology annotation, molecular function: ATP binding; protein kinase activity. The coding region runs from base 1 to 1905 and encodes 634 amino acids. NCBI's taxonomy places the organism in Eukaryota, Fungi, Ascomycota, Sordariomycetes, Hypocreales, Cordycipitaceae. Gene Ontology annotation, biological process: protein phosphorylation.
AUGGCCGACGAGGGACUUGCAGAGCACUACCAAGUGUUGGAGGAGCUGGGUCGGGGAAGCUUUGGUGUCGUUUACAAAGGCAUCGAGAAAGCAACAGGCGAAACUAUUGACCUCGAGUCCAACGAUGAUGAUAUCCAAGACAUCCAAGCUGAGAUCGCUGUGCUGAGCACAUGCGCCAGUGCCUAUGUUACGCAAUACAAGGGUUGCUUUCUGCGAGGGCACAAAUUGUGGAUUGUCAUGGAAUAUCUUGGUGGCGGAUCUUGCUUGGACUUGCUCAAACCUGCCAAUUUCAGCGAAACACACAUUGCCAUCAUCUGUCGAGAGCUGCUACUAGGGAUUCGGUAUCUGCACGAUGAGGGAAAGAUUCAUAGAGAUAUCAAGGCAGCCAACGUCCUUCUCUCUGAGAGCGGCAAGGUCAAGCUGGCCGAUUUUGGUGUUGCCGCGCAACUCACCAAUAUCAAGUCACAACGCAACACCUUCGUCGGCACGCCGUUCUGGAUGGCGCCAGAGGUUAUUCAACAAGAUGGUUACAGCUUUAAGGCAGACAUUUGGUCUCUUGGCAUCACAGCGAUGGAGAUGGCCAACGGCGAGCCCCCAUUGUGCCACAUUCACCCCAUGAAGGUUCUCUUUCACAUCCCCAAGAAUGCGCCUCCCAAGCUUGAGGGAAACUUUAGCAGGGACUUCAAAGACUUCGUCGCCCAGUGCCUGACCAAGGACUACGAUCGCCGACCCACAGCCCGGGAACUCCUCCGUCACCGAUUCAUCAGGGCGGCAGGCAAAAUUGAGGCCCUCCAAGAAUUAGUUGCCGCGCGCCAAAUGUGGGACGCCAAUCAAAACCGCCAAAAGCACCCGAUUUACUAUCAGGAGACGUUACAGACAAUGUCGCCCAAGUGCGGAGAUCAAGAGUGGACCUUUGACACAGUCAAGUCCAUUGCCAUGGUUCCUCCCAAGAGACAGACCAUCAAGAUCAGGCGACCGUCUGCCAUGCUCGGCGCUGAAGAGGGUUUUCGCAAGUUGGAUCUCAACGAUGGGCCUCUUGGGCCUUCUUCACCAGCGAAUGGCACCGUCAGAAAGGCGACUGCUCGACGAACACCAUCUUUGGCACAAGUCUCGGCAAUGCACUCUGGUGGCUCUGUGAAGACCAGCUUGCCUCCCAAGAAGCCUCUCCAACCAGACAUGUCAUUUGGGAACUCUGGUUCAACUAUGAGACUGUUCCGACGCGUUCCCUCAGACAGCUCCACUGGAGGCCAGCUUGGUCGCCCUGCCAGCCCGGACGAUGUUUUCUGCGAUGAAAACCAAUCACCAUCGGCCGCUGCGCCUGUUGUGCCGUUUGGCAAGGAGGCCGUUAUUGGUCGUCGACUAUAUACCAAGGCCAUCGAGCCCACCAUGGCUGAACUCCACGCUCAAACGUCUGCUAUGCAGAAGCGGGAGGCUCUUGGCAAGGUCUCAGAUGCCCUUGCGGCGCUCGACGCGAUCGACCCCGAGGGUUCCUACCAUCUCAUGGCAAAUCUCAUCACCUCCAUGGUCAAGGACAAUAAGCUUGACGCGGCCUUCCUGCGACAGGCCAACGUCAAGGUGGUUCCGGACGAUGGUACCCCGCAAGGUACUGUUGUGAUUAAGAAUAGCACACCAGUCAGCAACGGCACCGCCAACAUAGCUUGCAGUCCCACCAAGCUUAUACUCAGCUCCAAUAACCCGCAUCUCAAGAGCCAUCGACGCCGCCAAGGCGACUCUCCCACUCCUUCCAAAAUCAAUGAAAAGAGCUUCGAAAGAGAGAGAUCUAUGGUUGAGGAGCAGUAUCCUGGAGGCGAGGCGCGUCCAGGUAUGGAGCACUGUAAGCAGCUGGCUGAUGUUUUGUACAAUCGCUGGUCUGAUGGUCUCCGAAUCCGAUGGCCUCAGGUCUAA